Messenger RNA from Homo sapiens (human), 5035 nucleotides. It is a transcript of the gene POTEE, whose product is annotated as POTE ankyrin domain family member E. Gene Ontology annotation, biological process: postsynaptic actin cytoskeleton organization. The record is from RefSeq and is a predicted model, not a curated record. Lineage: Eukaryota; Metazoa; Chordata; Mammalia; Primates; Hominidae. The transcript is spliced from 17 exons. Bases 1237 to 4464 code for a protein of 1075 amino acids.
UGGGCGUUUGGUAACCGGCAUGGCUGCUACCUGUUUCUGGCUGGAGCCUCGGACACUGGCUCACUGCAGUUGGUGGUGUCCACAGAGCGGUAGGAGGGCAACUAGUAGCGGGAGCUUCUCCUGCCAGGCAGGAAGACGAGUAGAAGGGAGCAGCACCGACGCAUGCUGGAGGCUGGAGCCUGAGCCCCUGGGGCUCGCCUUGCUGUGUUUGGUGGUGACGUGGGACACUGCAGCUCGGCCAGAGUGGUAGAAAUGUCCUGGUGUAGGCUUUUCUGGCUUUGCCGGUCUAGCUGCUCCAAGCCAGGCUGGAGGAGGAGGAGAAGGAAUCACCUGUGGUACGCUGGAGCCUGCAUGUGGCGUGACUCUGCAGCUCGCCUCGUGUGACUGAUGGCAGCCACGGAGACUGCAGCUCGACAGGAGUGAGGCUUCUCAGUGGCUUGAAAGCUCAGCUGACUCCCACGAAGUUUGCCGGAACUCAAGGCUGUCAGUGACAUUCGUGGCGCCAAGACUUAAGCAGGCGCGUUGCAUGCAUCGGCCAGUGUCUGUGCCACGUGCCCUGACGCCACCUGAGAUAAGCACGCCGCACGCCGCACGCCGCACGCGCACGCCGCACGCGCACGCGCACGCCCGGCAGCAGCUUGCUGGCUUGUAACGGCUUGCACGCGCACGCCGCACGCGCAUAACGGUUUGGCCGGCCUGUAACGGCUUGCACGCGCACGCCGCACGCGCGUAACGGCUUGGCUGGCCUGUAAUGGCUUGCACGCGCAUGCUGCACGCGCUUUAACGGCUUGGCUGGCCUGUAGCGGCUUGGCUUGGCUUUGCGUUCUUGGCUUGGCUUGGCGUUGGUAGCUUGGAUUGACGUUUCCUGCUUGGAUUGACGUUUUCUCUCUCGUGUUCCUUUGCUGGGCUUGACCUUUUCUCUGCUGGGUUUGGCAUUCCCUUGGGUGGGCUGGGUGUUUUCUUGGGGGCGGGGGUUGGCCCUUUCUGGGGUUGGCCCUUUCUGGGGUGGGCGUGGGGUCGCCCAGGGGGGGCGUGGGCUUUCCUCGGGUGGGUGUGGGUUUUCCCUGGGUGGGGUGGGCUGGGCUGGAAUCCCCUGCUGGGGUUGGCAGGUUUUGGCUGGGAUUGACAUUUCUCUUCAAACAGAUUGGAAACCCGGAGUUACCUGCUAGUUGGUGAAACUGGUUGGUAGACGCGAUCUGUUGGCUACUACUGGCUUCUCCUGGCUGUUAAAAGCAGAUGGUGGUUGAGGUUGAUUCCAUGCCGGCUGCCUCUUCUGUGAAGAAGCCAUUUGGUCUCAGGAGCAAGAUGGGCAAGUGGUGCUGCCGUUGCUUCCCCUGCUACAGGGAGAGCGGCAAGAGCAACGUGGGCACUUCUGGAGACCACGACGACUCUGCUAUGAAGACACUCAGGAGCAAGAUGGGCAAGUGGUGCCACCACUGCUUCCCCUGCUGCAGGGGGAGUGGCAAGAGCAACGUGGGCGCUUCUGGAGACCACGACGACUCUGCUAUGAAGACACUCAGGAACAAGAUGGGGAAGUGGUGCUGCCACUGCUUCCCCUGCUGCAGGGGGAGCGGCAAGAGCAAGGUGGGCGCUUGGGGAGACUACGAUGACAGCGCCUUCAUGGAGCCCAGGUACCACGUCCGUGGAGAAGAUCUGGACAAGCUCCACAGAGCUGCCUGGUGGGGUAAAGUCCCCAGAAAGGAUCUCAUCGUCAUGCUCAGGGACACUGACGUGAACAAGAAGGACAAGCAAAAGAGGACUGCUCUACAUCUGGCCUCUGCCAAUGGGAAUUCAGAAGUAGUAAAACUCCUGCUGGACAGACGAUGUCAACUUAAUGUCCUUGACAACAAAAAGAGGACAGCUCUGAUAAAGGCCGUACAAUGCCAGGAAGAUGAAUGUGCGUUAAUGUUGCUGGAACAUGGCACUGAUCCAAAUAUUCCAGAUGAGUAUGGAAAUACCACUCUGCACUACGCUAUCUAUAAUGAAGAUAAAUUAAUGGCCAAAGCACUGCUCUUAUAUGGUGCUGAUAUCGAAUCAAAAAACAAGCAUGGCCUCACACCACUGUUACUUGGUGUACAUGAGCAAAAACAGCAAGUCGUGAAAUUUUUAAUCAAGAAAAAAGCGAAUUUAAAUGCACUGGAUAGAUAUGGAAGGACUGCUCUCAUACUUGCUGUAUGUUGUGGAUCAGCAAGUAUAGUCAGCCUUCUACUUGAGCAAAAUAUUGAUGUAUCUUCUCAAGAUCUAUCUGGACAGACGGCCAGAGAGUAUGCUGUUUCUAGUCAUCAUCAUGUAAUUUGCCAGUUACUUUCUGACUACAAAGAAAAACAGAUGCUAAAAAUCUCUUCUGAAAACAGCAAUCCAGAACAAGAGUUAAAGCUGACAUCAGAGGAAGAGUCACAAAGGUUCAAAGGCAGUGAAAAUAGCCAGCCAGAGAAAAUGUCUCAAGAACUAGAAAUAAAUAAGGAUGGUGAUAGAGAGGUUGAAGAAGAAAUGAAGAAGCAUGAAAGUAAUAAUGUGGGAUUACUAGAAAACCUGACUAAUGGUGUCACUGCUGGCAAUGGUGAUAAUGGAUUAAUUCCUCAAAGGAAGAGCAGAACACCUGAAAAUCAGCAAUUUCCUGACAACGAAAGUGAAGAGUAUCACAGAAUUUGUGAAUUACUUUCUGACUACAAAGAAAAGCAGAUGCCAAAAUACUCUUCUGAAAACAGCAACCCAGAACAAGACUUAAAGCUGACAUCAGAGGAAGAGUCACAAAGGCUUAAAGGCAGUGAAAAUGGCCAGCCAGAGAAAAGAUCUCAAGAACCAGAAAUAAAUAAGGAUGGUGAUAGAGAGCUAGAAAAUUUUAUGGCUAUCGAAGAAAUGAAGAAGCACGGAAGUACUCAUGUCGGAUUCCCAGAAAACCUGACUAAUGGUGCCACUGCUGGCAAUGGUGAUGAUGGAUUAAUUCCUCCAAGGAAGAGCAGAACACCUGAAAGCCAGCAAUUUCCUGACACUGAGAAUGAAGAGUAUCACAGUGACGAACAAAAUGAUACUCAGAAGCAAUUUUGUGAAGAACAGAACACUGGAAUAUUACACGAUGAGAUUCUGAUUCAUGAAGAAAAGCAGAUAGAAGUGGUUGAAAAAAUGAAUUCUGAGCUUUCUCUUAGUUGUAAGAAAGAAAAAGACGUCUUGCAUGAAAAUAGUACGUUGCGGGAAGAAAUUGCCAUGCUAAGACUGGAGCUAGACACAAUGAAACAUCAGAGCCAGCUAAGAGAAAAGAAAUAUUUGGAGGAUAUUGAAAGUGUGAAAAAAAAGAAUGAUAAUCUUUUAAAGGCUCUACAAUUGAAUGAGCUCACCAUGGAUGAUGAUACCGCCGUGCUCGUCAUUGACAACGGCUCUGGCAUGUGCAAGGCCGGCUUUGCGGGCGACGAUGCCCCCCGGGCUGUCUUCCCUUCCAUCGUGGGGCGCCCCAGGCAGCAGGGCAUGAUGGGGGGCAUGCAUCAGAAAGAGUCCUAUGUGGGCAAGGAGGCCCAGAGCAAGAGAGGCAUCCUGACCCUGAAGUACCCCAUGGAACACGGCAUCAUCACCAACUGGGAUGACAUGGAGAAGAUCUGGCACCACACCUUCUACAACGAGCUGCGUGUGGCUCCCGAGGAGCACCCCAUCCUGCUGACCGAGGCCCCCCUGAACCCCAAGGCCAACCGCGAGAAGAUGACCCAGAUCAUGUUUGAGACCUUCAACACCCCAGCCAUGUACGUGGCCAUCCAGGCCGUGCCGUCCCUGUACACCUCUGGCCGUACUACUGGCAUCGUGAUGGACUCUGGUGACGGGGUCACCCACACUGUGCCCAUCUAUGAGGGGAAUGCCCUCCCCCAUGCCACCCUGCGCCUAGACCUGGCUGGGCGGGAACUGCCUGACUACCUCAUGAAGAUCCUCACCGAGCGUGGCUAUAGGUUCACCACCAUGGCCGAGCGGGAAAUCGUGCGUGACAUCAAAGAGAAGCUGUGCUAUGUUGCCCUGGACUUCGAGCAGGAGAUGGCCACGGCGGCCUCCAGCUCCUCCCUAGAGAAGAGCUACGAGCUGCCCGAUGGCCAGGUCAUCACCAUCGGCAACGAGCGGUUCCGCUGCCCCGAGGCGCUCUUCCAGCCUUGCUUCCUGGGCAUGGAAUCCUGUGGCAUCCAUGAAACUACCUUCAACUCCAUCAUGAAGUCUGAUGUGGACAUCCGCAAAGACCUGUACACCAACACAGUGCUGUCUGGCGGCACCACCAUGUACCCUGGCAUGGCCCACAGAAUGCAGAAGGAGAUCGCUGCCCUGGCGCCUAGCAUGAUGAAGAUCAGGAUCAUUGCUCCUCCCAAGCGCAAGUACUCCGUGUGGGUCGGUGGCUCCAUCCUGGCCUCGCUGUCCACCUUCCAGCAGAUGUGGAUCAGCAAGCAGGAGUAUGAUGAGUCAGGCCCCUCCAUUGUCCACCGCAAAUGCUUCUAGGUGGACUCUGACUUAGUUGCGUUACACCCUUUCUUGACAAAACCAAACUUCUCAGAAAACAACAUGAGAUUGGCAUGGCUUUAUUUGUUUUCUUGUUUCAUUUUUUGUUUUGUUUUUUAUUGGCUUGACUCAGGAUUUAAAAACCGGAAUGGUGAAGGUGACAGCAGUCGGUUGGAGGAAGCUUCCUCCAAAGUUCUACAAUGUUGCCAAGGACUUUGAUUGUACAUUGUUCUUCUUUUCAAUAGUCAUUCCAAAUAUUGUGAGACGCAUUGUUUCAGGAAGCCCCUUGCCCUGCUAAAAGCCAUCCCACUUCUCUCUAAGGAGAAUGGCCCAGUCCUCUCCCUAGUUCACACAGGGGAGGUGAUAGCAUUGCUUUUGUGCAAAUUACAUAAUGCAAAAUUUUUUGAAUCUUCGCCUUAAUACUUUUUAAUUUUGUUUUAUUUUGAAUGAUCAGCCUUCGUGGCCCCCCUCUUUUGUACCCCAACUUGGGGUGUAUGAAGGCUUUUGGUCUCCCUGAGAGUGGCUGGAGGCAGCCAGGGCUUACCUGUACUCUGACUUGAGGAGAGUUGGA